AUGGCUCGCUCCAUCCAUGUGGUUCUGGUUCUAAUGGCUGCACUCUUAGUGGCCUCAACAAGGGCCCAAUCCCCUGCAUCAUCGCCGUCCACAUCUGCUGCAUCUUCUCCAUUGAGCACUCCACCAACAGCUGUUCCUUCUCCACCGAGCACUUCUCCUUCUCCAUUGAGCACUCCACCAAUGGCUGCAUCUUCUCCUCUUCCAUUGAGCACUCCACCUGCCGCCACUCCUUCUUCAUCGAGCAGUACUCCACCAGCCACCACUCCCUCUCCAUCGAGCACUUCACCGGAGGCAGCUCCUUCUAACGAGCCCGUUGCCUCUCCCCCUUCUCCUCCCUCGUCUUCCCCUGUCAUCUCUCCAGAGGUUUCUUCCUCUUCCGACGUCUCUGUUGAGACUCCUGUACCUGCCCCGAGCGGUGCCAAUUUGAAUAGGUUCACUGUUGCUGGAUCUUUGGCCGUUGGGACUUUCGCUGCUGUCUUGGUUAUGUAG
Messenger RNA from Prunus mume (Japanese apricot), 489 nucleotides. The record is from RefSeq and is a predicted model, not a curated record. Lineage: Eukaryota; Viridiplantae; Streptophyta; Magnoliopsida; Rosales; Rosaceae.